This is a messenger RNA of Silurus meridionalis, 4481 nucleotides long. RefSeq lists its product as uncharacterized. Gene Ontology annotation, biological process: DNA integration. The transcript has 2 exons. The record is from RefSeq and is a predicted model, not a curated record. Gene Ontology annotation, molecular function: nucleic acid binding. Bases 2272 to 3540 code for a protein of 422 amino acids. Lineage: Eukaryota; Metazoa; Chordata; Actinopteri; Siluriformes; Siluridae.
UGUGCAGUCGCAAGCUAAUGUGUCGGAAAACUAAUUCCGGCCAUGCUGAAGAGUCACAGCUCGGCUGGGAAAAUGGCUGACUCAGAUGGUAAGAAAUCUAGUUCAGUUCCAAAUUUAAUGUCUUCUUGCCCGCAUCUGAAUGUUUCAAUUGGUGGUGUGUUAGUCCCUUGUUUAAUUGACACCGGUUCGAUGGUAUCAACUAUUACGGAAAGUUGUUUUAUUCAACAUUUUGAGCCAUGGGGUCAGGAGCGCUUGAGGUCGUGUUCCUGGUUGCAGCUAAGAGCUGCAAAUGGGAUCUCAAUUCCAUAUAUCGGUUAUAUGGAAUUGGAUAUUGAGCUCUGUGGUAGGAUAGUUCCGCGAUGUGGGGUGCUGGUGGUCAGGGAUCCUCCUGGUGGCUUGCGCUCUCAAGUCCCUGGUGUGUUGGGUAUGAAUGUACUUGGGCGAUGCUACCAGGAGCUCUUUGGACAGCAUGGCCCCGCUUUGUUUGAUUUUCCUCCGGUUUCUAGUGCGCCACUUUCAGUUUUUCAAGCCCUACAACACUGCCAUCAAGGUAGCGAGCAAUCUCUCGUUGAGUGUAUGACUAGGGUAAGAGUGCAUGGUCCUCGGGCAUGUCGUGUCACAGGUGGUACUAUUAAGUUGGUUGCGGCAACUUGUGCAGAACAGUUGGCAGGUAGUACAGUACUGUUCGAGCCCAUUGGGUCUGGGUUACCCGAAGGGUUGUUGGCAUCCCCCGCCUUGGUGCGAGUGAUUGGAGGCUCAGUUUAUGUGCCAGUGGUCAACAUAGGCACGUCUGAUGUCCUCCUGUUUCCACGCAGAGUAUUAGGGUAUUUGGGGACCAACAGUGUCAGUCCUUACUUUUAUAUCUAGACGAUAUCGUGGUGUUCUCCACCUCAAUUACUCAACAUUUGGAGAGGUUAGAGGUUGUUUUAAGCCUUCUGGAACGGGAAGGGUUAAAGGCUAGGCUAGAGAAGUGCACCUUUAUUCAGCAAGAGGUGAAAUAUUUGGGUCAUGUUAUCUCUUCCAGGGGUGUGGCAACUGACCCUAGUAAGAUCGAGGCUGUGGCCCAGUGGCCCCGUCCCUCUAGCAUUACAGAGUUAAGAUCCUUUCUGGGUUUUUCCAGCUACAAUCCGCGGUUUGUGGAGGGGUUUGCCAAGUUGGCUGCCCCGCUGCAUAAGCUGGUGGGGGAAUUUGCUGGUGUAAUGGGUAAGCAGAAAGGUAGGAAUUUUGCUAGUGCCUGGAGUGAAAACUGUCAGGUGAGCUUUGAGGGGUUAAAGGAGAAACUGACUACCGCCCCAGUACUCGCGUAUGCGGAUUUCUCAAAACCGUUUAUUCUGGAGGUGGACGCCAGUUAUCAAGGGUUAGGGGCAGUCCUUUCCCAGGAAACUUAAGGUAAGGUAAGACCAGUGGCAUAUGCUAGUCGCAGUUUAAGGCCCACUGAGCGCAACAUGUCAAAUUAUAGCUCUAUGAAGUUGGAGUUUGUUGCGCUCAAGUGGGCCAUGACGGAGAAAUUCCGUGAAUAUCUGUUGGGUAAUAAGUGUGUGGUAUUCACAGAUAAUAAUCCCCUUAGCCAUCUGACCUCUGCAAAGUUGGGGGCGACUGAGCAGCGUUGGGCUUCUCAGCUGGCGGCUUUCGAUUUUGAGAUCAAGUAUCGCUCUGGUAAGAGUAAUAGAAAUGCAGAUGCGCUGUCACGGAGGGAUCCCCUGGAACCUGGUGGGUUGGAUGGGUUGACCCCCGGCACUGCAAUUCCUGAGUCUUUGCGGUCAUUAGCUGGGGUAGAUUCUGUGGGUAUAGCGACCCAGUGUAUGGUCUCUACACUUCCUGGUUAUUCUGCUGGUGACUUGCGUUCUUUGCAGGCAGCUGAUCCAGUUAUUUGGGAAGUGUUGCGAUUUUGGAGACAAGGAAAUCGCCCAGGACCUAAUGAGCGGCACCAAAUGACUAAGGCAGCCUUAACCUUGCUCCGCCAGUGGGAUCGGUUGAGGGAGUUAGAUGGUAUGCUGUAUCGUCGGGUUUACUGCCCUAAUGGUAAGGAAGAGAUGUUGCAAUUGGUUUUGCCUGCUGCCUUGAGACCAGAGGUGUUAAGGCAGUUGCAUCAGCAACAUGGACACCAGGGCAGGGAGCGCACCAUGGAGUUAGUGCAACAGAGGUGUUAUUGGCCGGGUUUGUCCUCGGAUGUGGCAAGUUGGUGUCACGAGUGUGACCGGUGCCAGGCAGCCAAAGACACCCAGCCACUGGCUCAGGCUUUUAUGGGGCGGUUAAUGUCAUCUAGGCCAAAUGACAUCUUGGCAGUGGACUUCAGUGUUAGAGCCCACAAGCUCUGGCAUCGAAAACGUUUUGGUGAUGACUGACGUUUUCAGUAAGUAUACCCUUGCUGUUCCAACGAGGGAUCAGCGAGCGGAGACGGUGGCACAAGCCCUGGUGACCGAAUGGUUUUACAGGUUCAGUGUUCCGGGCCGUCUCCAGGGUCGAAAUUUUGAGUCUUUGUUGAUACGUCAGUUAUGUGAGCUUUAUGGUGUGGUGAAGUCUCGUACUACCCCCUAUCACCCGGCCGGCAACGGCCAGUGUGAACGCUUUAAUCGCACUUUACAUAAUCUGUUGCGUACUCUGCCAGUGUCUAGGAAACGAGACUGGGUAGCGUGUCUUCCCCAGGUAGUGUUCAGUUAUAAUAGCACCCCUCAUCAGAGCACAGGGGAAUCGCCACACUUCUUGAUGUUUGGACAGGAGCCACGAUUGCCCGUAGAUUUUCUGUUGGGGAGAGAACCACAGCUAAGGGAGGGUAGUGUGCAUGACUGGGUCUUGGAACAUCAAACGAGGCUCCAGGUGGCCUUUGCAGGUGCACGGGAACGGUUGCAGGUCAUGGCUGAUAGGCGCCAGGCCAAUCAUGAUCAGCACGUCCGAGAUGAACCACUGGUGGAGGGUCAACUGGUGUACCUCCGUGAUUAUGGGGUAGGGGGCCGCCAUAAAAUCCAGGACCUGUGGAGCCCAGUGGUCUAUCAAGUGACAAGGGCACCCAAGGAAGGUGGUGUAGUGUACACCAUUGCGCCUGUAGAUGACCUGACCAAGGUAAGGAACGUGCAUCGUUCACUGCUAAAGAGAAGAGUCUGUAAGGACACAGUUGGUACUAACCAUGGCAGUCCUUUACCUGACCCAGUUGUGUGCACAUCCUCGUUAGCUGAGGAAGAGGAUGAGGUAGAUUUAUUAGCUUUGGUCCAAGAACGGGAUCAAGUUGAUGUCGAAUUAAGAUUUGGUGGGCUGGCAUCUGGGGUGGAACAUGGUCCACAGGAGAGGGUGAGUGUUACGGGACCCGUUCCUGCUAACUGGCCAGGAUUACAGGCUCCAGCCUGUAAUACAGCUAUGUUGCCGGAGCCACAGCCUGAAGCCUUGGUUAGGGUGGAUGAGGGUGCGUUACGCAGGACAAAACGUGCAAAUGCGGGCCAACAUCCAAAUGUACACCAUCUUCCCCGUUCAGUAGGUGGGACAGGUGAGGGCUCCCAGCAGCAAAUGCAUGGCAUGGUGCCAGGCAUUUUUAGGCCAUGGGAUUAGGUAAUCCUGACCCUAGUAGUAGGACCGUCGGGGCGACGAUCCGUCAGUGGGGGGUAGAUUGUAGUGGGACGAACUGUGGGUGUCUCUUUAAAUUGUCAUGAAAGCAUCAGUUGUCCAAUCAGAUACAUGCACGACUAUAUAAAAGGGGACUUUUAAUGCACCAUGUUGUGUGAUCACCGCUUGUGUGUCAUUGCCCGAGGCCCGCCCUUUCCUGGUUUAGACUCUUCCUGUCUCACAGUUUCCAACGUGUAAUCAUUCCAUGUUGCUCGGCGACUGCUUUUAAACAUGAACCCGCCGUAAUCCCGUGCCUUCUUUCCGGUUUGAUGUCCGUUUGCCUGUGCGGCUGGACUUGUGGUCGAAACGACAAUAUUAAGGUGGAAUAGUUUUAAGAGGAGUCAUUCAGUGCGGCCUGCGGGGCAACGUACUUUGAUGCUGCUGCUUUGUUUACUUUACUUUGUUUGUUUAUGUAAGUUGUCUGAUUUGUGAUUGUGCUUUGUUUGAUUUAAGUUUUUAUUUGUUUGAUUCAUUGUAUAUUCAUUUAACACUCAACAUUCAAUUAUUAUUCUCAUUAUUAUUUCUUUGAUUACUAUUAUUUCUUGCUUUGAGAUUUAAAUUUGGUUAACAGUGUCUUUUGUUAUAGGAACCGAGGCUUCAGGCAGACGGCUAGUUGGCCUUUGCGUGCGGUGGUGGGACUCUAUCACAGGGUGCAGUGUGUUCACGCUUGAUCUUACCGUGUGUGUGAGUGUGUGUGUGUGGUGCGUCUUGUGCACUUGGCGUUAUGCUCCUGGCGAUAUAGUAGCCGCAUACUCAUUAAGCUAGUUUACCUGCUUUAGGUAAGCCUCGGUUUCCUUUUGGUUUUUUAUGCCUAUUUUAUUCCAGCCCAUAGUUAUGUUUUAAGAUUAAUACCCAUAUUUAUUGGUGAAAUAAAACAUUUUUUUGUA